Molecule: messenger RNA, 957 nt
Organism: Symbiodinium sp. CCMP2456
Lineage: Eukaryota; Dinophyceae; Suessiales; Symbiodiniaceae
Source: the annotation of a GenBank genome assembly
AUGGCUCCUUCCGCAUCCUCCAUGGUGCUCGGCGCCGCCGCCACGGCCUGGUUCACUGGCUUGGCCUUCACGGCUCCGGGACAGGUCCGCACAGCCCCGGCACAGGCACGGCCGGGUAACGUGCGCGGUGCCCGGGCAGAAUCUGGCAGCACCGGCUUCAGUGGAGCCACUGCUCUUGGAGGAGUUUGUGUUACUAUGGCCCUGGCGAGGGGCGGAAAGUCCAUGAGGAAGGCGCUGAGCCAGGAUGAACUCAAAAAGAUGGUUGGCUACAAGGCCGUGGAUGACUACGUGCAGAGUGGCACGGUGAUCGGUCUCGGCACAGGCUCCACCGCCGCCUUCGCCGUGGAACGCGUUGGUGAGAAGUUGAAGUCAGGAGAGCUCAAGGACAUCAUCGCCAUCCCGACCUCCAUCCGCACCCAGGAGCAGGCAGAGAGCCUGGGCAUUCCCUUGGCGACCCUGGACACCCACAGUGACCUGGAUGUGGCCAUCGAUGGUGCGGACGAGGUAGAUCCCGCUUUGAACCUCGUGAAGGGUGGAGGCGGUGCACUCUUUCGGGAGAAGAUUGUGGAGAUGUGCGCCAAGAAGUUCAUUGUCAUCGUCGAUGAGUCCAAGCUUUGCGAUGGCCUUGGCCCUGGCUUCCCGGUCCCUGUCGAGAUCGUGCCCUUCUGCCACGAGCACACCAUGCGCAAGAUCGCCUCGCUGCCGGCGCUCAAGGGAUGCGAGCCGGUGCUGCGGUUGGGCGACGUGGCAAACAACCAACCGGACGGAGAUGAGCCGGCGGUGACUGACAAUGGCAACUACAUCGUGGAUCUGAAGUUCACGAGCCCCAUUUCCGAUCCUGUUGCAGCCGGUGAGCAGCUGAAGGCCACGGUCGGUGUUGUGGACCACGGCCUCUUCACGGGCAUGACCACGGCCUGCAUUAUCGCGGGCAAGGAGGGCAUCAUCGUCAAGGACUAA